GAUAAUAAAAUCUCUUGCGUGGGCCCGUGUCUCCUGAGUCAUUCUGGGGCAAGGAGGGUUGCAGCAAGAUAUACUUUCAUUGGUGCCGUGACUUCGGAUGAGGCUCUCCCAUUGACUUUGCUCUUCCUCCGGGAAUCUGAGCUGCUCUGGGAACCCUCACUGCCUGAUCCUCUUCCAUGGGCUCACCGUCCAUUUUCCCAGUCGCUUGUCUUCUCGCCCAACACCGGCCUUUAAUUUGGAUGAUUGAGGAAAGUGGGAACAAGCAGAAGACCAUGGCAGAGAAGAGGCAGCUGUUCGUAGAAAUGCGUGCUCAGAAUUUUGAUGUGAUACGACUGUCAACUUACAGAACAGCUUGCAAAUUACGAUUUGUACAAAAACGAUGCAAUCUCCAUCUUGUUGAUAUCUGGAACAUGAUUGAAGCAUUCCGAGACAAUGGCCUUAAUACACUGGACCAUACCACUGAGAUCAGUGUGUCCCGCCUCGAAACAGUCAUCUCGUCCAUCUACUACCAGCUGAACAAGCGCCUUCCUUCUACUCACCAAAUCAAUGUGGAGCAGUCCAUCAGCCUCCUCCUCAACUUUAUGAUUGCUGCAUAUGACAGUGAGGGCCGAGGCAAGUUGACGGUAUUUUCAGUUAAAGCUAUGUUAGCAACCAUGUGUGGUGGAAAAAUGCUGGACAAAUUAAGAUAUGUUUUCUCCCAGAUGUCAGAUUCCAAUGGCUUAAUGAUAUUUAGCAAGUUUGACCAGUUUCUGAAGGAAGUUCUGAAGCUCCCAACAGCUGUCUUUGAAGGGCCAUCUUUUGGUUACACAGAGCACUCAGUCCGCACCUGUUUUCCACAGCAGAAGAAGAUAAUGCUGAAUAUGUUCUUAGACACCAUGAUGGCGGAUCCCCCUCCCCAGUGCCUUGUCUGGCUACCUCUCAUGCACAGGCUCGCCCAUGUUGAGAAUGUCUUCCACCCUGUCGAGUGUGCCUAUUGCCGGUGUGAGAGUAUGAUGGGCUUCCGGUACCGAUGCCAGCAGUGCCACAACUACCAGCUCUGCCAGAAUUGCUUUUGGCGGGGCCAUGCCAGUGGCCCUCACAGCAACCAACACCAGAUGAAGGAGCAUUCCUCUUGGAAAUCCCCUGCAAAGAAGCUGAGCCAUGCAAUUAGUAAAUCUUUGGGAUGUGUACCCACCAGAGAACCCCCGCAUCCUGUUUUUCCUGAGCAACCAGAGAAACCGCUUGACCUUGCAAAUAUAGUUCCUUCUCGCCCGCUGACUAAUAUGAAUGACACUAUGGUGAGCCACAUGUCCUCUGGAGUGCCCACUCCCACCAAGAGGUUACAGUAUAGCCAGGAUAUACCCAGUCAGUUGGCUGAUGAGCAUGCGCUGAUAGCCUCCUAUGUGGCCCGUCUGCAACACUGUGCACGUGUCCUGGACAGUCCUGGCCGGCUGGAUGAGGAACACCGACUUAUUGCUCGCUACGCUGCCAGGCUGGCUGCAGAGGCAGGAAACAUGACCCGUCCUCCCACUGACUUGAGCUUUGACUUUGACACCAACAAACAACAAAGACAGCUUAUUGCAGAGCUGGAAAAUAAAAACAGAGAGAUCUUGCAGGAGAUUCAGCGUCUCCGCCUGGAGCAUGAGCAGGCUUCCCAGCCCACCCCUGAGAAAGCCCAGCAGAACCCCACGUUGCUGGCAGAGCUGCGGCUGCUGAGGCAGAGGAAAGAUGAACUGGAGCAGAGGAUGUCAGCUCUGCAGGAGAGCAGGCGGGAGCUGAUGGUUCAGCUGGAAGGGCUAAUGAAGCUUCUGAAGGAGGAAGAGCAAAAGCAGGCAGCUCAGGCCACAGGAUCACCACAUACAUCGCCCACUCACGGAGGCAGCCGCCCAAUACCCAUGCCCGUCCGCUCAACAUCUGCUGGCUCCACCCCCACCCACUGUCCACAGGACCCCCUGAGUGGAGUCGGUGGAGACAUGCAGGAGGCCUUCGCACAAGGUACAAGGAGAAACCUCCGCAAUGACCUGCUGGUGGCUGCGGACUCCAUCACCAACACCAUGUCAUCCCUGGUGAAGGAGCUGCACUCAGCAGAGGAAGGUGCAGAGGAAGAAGAAGAGAAGAUGCAGAAUGGGAAAGACAGAGGUUAGCAGAGAAGCCAGGACAGAGAGGCCGUGCAGUUAGCAAAAGAUGUUCCCUUUGGAAGGCCACUGAUGGCUUCCCCAUGCCACUUGCUGGAACUGAGCAUGAAUCUCUAGGCCUCUGAGCUGCCUCCCUCCAGUUCAGACUCACCUUCCUCGAACAUCACUUUCAAGACAUCAGAUCAUCAAUGACUCUCAAGUCUCCAUGUUUCCCACUGAACCUGCCUGAUGUUUCCCACCAACAAUCGCAUAUGACCCUAGCAGACAGGCCUGGGUUUGACUGCCAGUUCUACCAUAUUCUGCCUGUGUGCUCUGGUGCAAGUUGGUUCACCUCCCUGGCCUCAGUUUUCUAACCUGAGGCUAGAAACUGGAAACACCUCAGAGGUCCUUCAACAGGUGAAUGGCUGAACUGCCGUACAUCUGUACCACGGACCACCACUCAGCAAUGGAAAGGGAGGUACUACUGACACAUGCAGCAACAUGGAAGGAUCUCCAGAGAAUGACACUGAGUGAAAAAGCCAAUCCCAGAGUUUGUAUACUGUACGACUCCAUGUUUAUAACAAUAUUGAAACGAGAAAAUUAUAAAAAUAGAGAACAGAUUAGUAGUUGCCCAGGGUUGGGAAGGGCAGGGGAGGAAGUGGGUGUGGCUAUAAAAGGGUAACUUGAGGAAUCCUAUGGGGAUGGAAAUGUUCUGACCUUGACUGCAUCAGUGUCAAUAUCCUGGUUGUGGUUUACACUUAAGUUUGAGAGAUGUUAUCAUGGGGAAACUGGUAGAGCAUACAGGGGAUUUCUCUGUAGUAGUUCUUACAACAGUGUGUGAAUCUAAAAUUAUCUCAAAAUAAAAAGUUAAAUUAAAAAAAGA
This is a messenger RNA of Manis pentadactyla (Chinese pangolin), 2976 nucleotides long. It is a transcript of the gene DTNB, whose product is annotated as dystrobrevin beta. The transcript is spliced from 21 exons. The record is from RefSeq and is a predicted model, not a curated record. The coding region runs from base 177 to 2123 and encodes 648 amino acids. Gene Ontology annotation, biological process: synaptic signaling. Gene Ontology annotation, molecular function: zinc ion binding. NCBI's taxonomy places the organism in Eukaryota, Metazoa, Chordata, Mammalia, Pholidota, Manidae. Gene Ontology annotation, cellular component: plasma membrane; synapse.